AACAUGGAGGCGGUGAAGAGGUGGAAGUCAAGCUGGAGAUAUCCAACUACUCUGCUGUGCAUCUAUGGAUUCUUCAGCACAGUUAAACCUCUGGAGCCUUUUCUUAUCCCAUUCCUGACCGGACCGGAUAAGAAUCUGACCAUGGAAGAGGUUAACAAUGAGAUUUUCCCAGUCUGGACCUACUCCUACCUGUGUGUGCUGGUGCCGGUGUUCCUGCUGACCGACUGGCUGCGUUACAAGCCUGUGGUGGUGUUCCAGUGUGUUAUGCUCUUCAUCACGACAGCACUGCUGCGGUGGACAGCGGCUGUGGCGGCCAUGCAGGUCAUGCAGUUCUUCUACGGGGUGGUCACAGCCAGCGAGGUGGCCUACUUCUCCUACAUCUACAGUGUGGUGGACCUGAAGAGAUAUCGGAGGGCCACCUCUUACAGCCGCAGCAUCCAGCUGCUGGGCUACACUGUGGGCUCCGUGCUGGGUCAGCUGCUCGUCAGCUUUGACCUCUUGUCCUACAAUAACAUCCUCGUCCUCACCAUGGUUCUUACUGCCGUUGCUCUCUUCACUUCACUCUUCCUGCCAAUGCCCCAGCGAAGCAUGUUCUUCCAUCAGAAGCAGAAAACACCACAGGAGCAAGGUGAUGGGAUGUCAGAAGCAAGAAAACACUCAGGUAUCUCAAAGAUAUCCCUGGAUGAAGUAAAGAAAGAGGACGAAAAAAAACCAGAGGAAGACGGUGAAAAAGGACUCAGAGAAAGUGGACCUGUCACUGAGGAGCUGGGAAACCCCAAUAAUGCAAAAACCUGCAGCAAAGUUCUCCUCCAGCUGUGGAGGGACUUCAGAGAGUGCUACUCGUCCCGGCAGCUCCUGUACUGGUCUGUGUGGUGGGCACUGGCCACAUGUGGCUACAACCAGACGGUCAACUACGUCCAGGUACUGUGGGAGCACGUGGAGCCUUCUCAGAAUUUCACCAUUUAUAACGGAGGCGUGGAGGCUGCAUCCAACCUGUUGAGUGCUGCCACUGCCUACGGCAUCGGCUUCACCGACGUGCGGUGGGAGCAGUGGGGCGAGCUGGCCCUCGGGGGCUUCUCCGGACUGGGGGCGGUCGCACUCUUCCUCAUGACGUUCAUCGGCAACAUCUGGGUGUGCUACGUCGCCUACGUCGUCUUCAAGUGUCUGUACAUGCUGCUGAUAACAAUCGCCAUGUAUCAGCUUGCAGCUGACCUGUCAAUGGAGAGAUAUGCGCUCGUCUUUGGUGUAAACAACUUUGGAGCUCUGGCUCUACAGACAGUUCUCACUUCUGUUGUGGUUGACAGUGGAGGACUGGGCCUGUCCAUCAUUCCUCAGUUUACCAUUUACUCAAGCUACUUCUCGGUCAUCUCUGUGGUUUUCUUACUUCGAGGAGUGUUCAGUGUCUGGAAAGCACAGAGAAAUAGAGGAAAGGCGACAUCUUCAGACAAACACAACUCAUCUGAUUUGGAAGACAGACUGUGA
Messenger RNA from Salarias fasciatus (jewelled blenny), 1482 nucleotides. It is a transcript of the gene slc19a3a, whose product is annotated as solute carrier family 19 member 3a. The record is from RefSeq and is a predicted model, not a curated record. Gene Ontology annotation, cellular component: plasma membrane. The transcript is spliced from 7 exons. The coding region runs from base 4 to 1482 and encodes 492 amino acids. NCBI's taxonomy places the organism in Eukaryota, Metazoa, Chordata, Actinopteri, Blenniiformes, Blenniidae. Gene Ontology annotation, biological process: vitamin transport; transmembrane transport. Gene Ontology annotation, molecular function: vitamin transmembrane transporter activity.